Messenger RNA from Fusarium coffeatum, 495 nucleotides. RefSeq lists its product as uncharacterized. Gene Ontology annotation, molecular function: fatty acyl-CoA hydrolase activity. Gene Ontology annotation, cellular component: mitochondrion. NCBI's taxonomy places the organism in Eukaryota, Fungi, Ascomycota, Sordariomycetes, Hypocreales, Nectriaceae. Bases 1 to 495 code for a protein of 164 amino acids. The record is from RefSeq and is a predicted model, not a curated record. The transcript has 3 exons.
AUGAGCAACAAGCUUUCACCAGCGGAGCUCAAGGCCCGCAAAAGAUCUGACUAUCGUUUCUUCCUGGAGUAUCGCACGCGAUGGAACGAUAACGACAUGUAUGACCACAUGAACAACUCAGUUUACAAUUUUUUAUUCGACUCCAUCAUUAACGCAUACCUCAUCGAGAAUUGCGGUCUCCAUCCUCCAACAGCACCUCAGUUUGGUAUGUGUGUACACACCCACACCGACUUCUUUUCGUCUAUCGCGUACCCUGCCGUUGCCGAGCUUGCCCUGCGCGUGAACAAGCUUGGACGAUCCAGCGUCACCUACGAGACCGCACUCUUUGAGAAGGGGGUGGAUGAGGUGAAAGCUGUAGGGGAAUUUGUACAGGUCUAUGUCGAUCGUGAAACGAACCGGCCACUCAAAGACGGUAUGGCGCAAACGCUCCGCCAGGAACUUGAGAAGUUGGUUGUUGAUGUCAAAACUGAGGAUCAAGCAAAAUCAAAGCUGUAA